Molecule: messenger RNA, 1443 nt
Organism: Ochlerotatus camptorhynchus
Lineage: Eukaryota; Metazoa; Arthropoda; Insecta; Diptera; Culicidae
Exons: 5
Coding region: 99-1328 (409 amino acids)
Source: RefSeq, a predicted model, not a curated record
UUCCAAAUAAAAAUAUCAAUCAAUACUGGUGAAACAAAGAUAAAUCUAAGAAUUUUAAAACGUUUUAAGAGAUGUACCAAGUUUGAUACCGAUUUAAAAUGGAAGAGACAUGGGAUGAGGCGUUCUUUUGGAAACAGUUGGAGCUGGAGCACGGCCAAAUAAAUCUCCACAUCAAGAAUAUAUUAAAAGUCCAGAAUUUAUGCCGGCAGUCCCUAACAAACCUAACGAGGGAAUCGAUAGGAAAAAUUGCUGAGGAUAUGCGUCGUAUGGCUGACCACUACAUCGAAGCAGCAGCGGAAGGUGGGGAUCCACUCCUUGAGCUAUAUGGGCCUUUGUAUGCUAAGCAGCCCCAGAAGUUCGAGUUCCUGGAAGGGGAAGUGCUGUGCCUGCUCGAUUUGGCAGCGAUCAUCCGAAGUCGAGGGAUAAAGAGCUUCCUUAAGCCACGCAAGAAACAGACUGGAUCGGCGAAGACUUCCACCAGUGUUCUCGUACGUUCUGUGGAGGUGGAUCCAAGUGGACAUAAACUACUUGAAAAAAUAUUGACGUAUUUUACUUCCAAAAACAUUUCUGGGUCAUUUUAUGACAAUUUCCUUGAACAGCUUCAGGACCUGACAAUUCAGGUGUACGGAAAUGAAGGCGAUAAAUACCGUGCCGAAGUAGUAUGCCCAAUUUGCAGCUCUGAGGGAAAACGGACGAAAAUAUCGUUGGCCAUGGACCGCACUGGCAGUUGGCAUAUAUUUAGUUUCACGCGACACUGCAAUGCUGUCCAUCUUGGAUUGUCUCAAUCUUCCAAGCCAAAAAGGAACAGCAGAUUUGAUGAAAACCAGGUCCAGCCGGCCAAACAAAGGGCUGUUUGUUUGGAGAGUGAAAAACUAGAUGACCGUUCUGAAGCAGAUAAAGAACCAGAGCACAUUGCGGAAGUCCCAAGUGAGCAGCUGAAGGCAAGAAAACGUGUACAAGAAGGCAUUGGGCCCAGUAAGAGAUGCAUUGGCAACAUGGGGCAGCACGUUCCUCUUACGAUAGAUGUUACUCAAGAAGAAGACCUCGAGACCAGCGUGGCGGAAAAGCAAGGCUUUGCAGAACAUACCUCGGAUGAAACUAAGGGAUUAGAGCGAGAAUUAGAGUUAUCUUUGAUGCACAAUCUUGUCCAAGUUAAACGUGAACAUGACUGCGCUGAUUCUGAAGUAACAGUGCCUCUGAUGGUGGUGAUGAAACUAGCACAAGAUGGAGAAGGAAGUGAAUCUGACGAUUCUGAAGACGACGACCCAGUCGUAAAAAAAAACCUCACUCACUUAAUUAAUUUUGAUGAUUAUGAAGACUCAGAGUAACAGAACACAGAACAGAACAUACCGUUUUAAGGUUGUUACAAAUUAAUCUUAAUUUAAAUAUACGUAUUAUUUAACAUUGAUUUUGUACUACAAACAUUAACGCAACGUUUCCGGA